GUUUUUUUUAUAACAGUUCGGGUUUGUUUACAUUUUGCGCAGCAUGGAUUCAAAUGACUCUAGUUUCCAGAAUUCCGACGAUGUGCACCAGGAAGAGAGAAUGAGGCGAAAGGCAGUGCUUGUGGAAUAUCCAGGACUUGUGGAGAAUGUGGGCAAGUGCCUGGAAACAAUGGGAGGGAUUGGCAAAUUAUCUGAGACAUUCAACAACGAGAAGAAACGCCUUGAAUUAAAAUUUACCCCUGAAAAUCUAUUCUGCAAGCCCGUGUUUGCCGAUGAGCACGCCACAACAGGGAUCCUGCUGAAGAUUAAGCUUCCCCGUCGACGUAACACCCGGUCUGUGGAAGUCCCUUCAGAGAGUGCAGAGAUUGUGGCCAGGGUGGAGACUUGCUAUAGAUUCACCAGUAUGUGUGACUUUCAACUAUUGCCAAUUGUGAAGCGAGACGAUGAGAGAGUAGAGAUGAUCUACAAUGAACUCAUCCCAACGUAUAGAGACAAUCAUUCCUGGCUGACAGAGAAUCCCAGCAUCCCUUAUUUCCUGCCACCGCUGCUCUUCUCCCGCCUCGACACGGUGCAGCACAAGACCUUCCGAUCGAGCCAGAUAACAGAGAAAGGCGCUACUGUGCAGCAAUUCCAGGAGCGCAAGAAGAGAAGCAAGCAUAAUGUGAUCGCGUCCUUCAAUCUCCAUGACGCUCUGCCGGACAAGAUGAAUCCAGCAGCGGCGGAGAUGCUCAAGGUAAAGUUCGUCUCCAACGACGAAUACACCACAGUGAAGAAUUUGCUGCAGGAGCGCCCAAUUUGGUCGCGUAUCGCCUUGUGUUACGUCUCUCAAGUCCCGGUGGCGAGGCUGAAGGUUAUUCUGCCCACGUUAGCCUUCUUCUUCAACUCCGGUCCGUGGAGGAUCCUGUGGUGUCGCUUUGGUUACGAUCCCAGGAAGCACUUCGAGAGUCGGCACUGGCAAGUGCUGGACUAUCGACUGCGGAAUCACGUCGCCGCGAAGAACUACGUGACGCGCAAGAGCAGCCACGUUCUGGGAUCGGUGAACAAGGCCAGCGUGAGCCAGAAGAAGUUCACCAAGCCCACAUCCGGAGCGCGGGGUGAGGAGAAAGAAUCCUUGGUCUACUCGCCGUACUUCGAGGUGGGAAAAAUGCCCGAGGCGCGGCAGAUAAACUACCAAUAUUGCGAUAUCCGCGUGCCCAAGAUCCAGGAGAUGCUGGAGAAACUCCCCGGUCCACUCUACGGCACGACGUGUACCGAAAAGUCCGGCUGGCUGCCUCCUGGCUUCGAGAUGCAGUGCCGCGAUAUCAUGAACGAACUCAUUCGCGAACACUUCCAGACGGAGAUCCUGAAAAAGGAGGAAAUGGAGGAGUCUGGCGAAGAGGAAUCGACCGGCGAUGAGGACUCCAUGCUGGAAGAGACCUUCGAGGAAAUGGACAUUGAUUGAAUGCGCCUCUA
Phlebotomus argentipes is the source of this 1452-nucleotide messenger RNA. It is a transcript of the gene l(2)37Cd, whose product is annotated as general transcription factor 3C polypeptide 5. Gene Ontology annotation, biological process: transcription initiation at RNA polymerase III promoter. NCBI's taxonomy places the organism in Eukaryota, Metazoa, Arthropoda, Insecta, Diptera, Psychodidae. The coding region runs from base 44 to 1441 and encodes 465 amino acids. The record is from RefSeq and is a predicted model, not a curated record. The transcript has 2 exons. Gene Ontology annotation, cellular component: transcription factor TFIIIC complex.